This is a messenger RNA of Octodon degus (degu), 935 nucleotides long. Its product is annotated as mitotic spindle assembly checkpoint protein MAD2B. The coding region runs from base 251 to 886 and encodes 211 amino acids. The transcript is spliced from 2 exons. The record is from RefSeq and is a predicted model, not a curated record. NCBI's taxonomy places the organism in Eukaryota, Metazoa, Chordata, Mammalia, Rodentia, Octodontidae. Gene Ontology annotation, cellular component: zeta DNA polymerase complex.
GCGCCGAAGGGGCGCGCGGGUUAAGUGGGAGGUGGGAGUGAUCGACUUUUCGGCUCCCCGCGCUGGGGCUCGGACCUAAACCCAGGGGGUUACGGAGGCCGGGGAGCCCACACCAGGAAGGCAGAAGGGGCGGGAGCCCCUCAGGGGAGGGAUCUGACCGGCUGUCCACAUCCAGGCAGAGGGGGCGCCCUGCUCAGGCAGCCCCACACCGAGGCGAACCACCUCGCGACCCCAGGGCGCGACAGGGAGGAUGACUACGCUUACGCGACAGGACCUCAACUUUGGCCAAGUGGUGGCCAACAUGCUCUGCGAGUUCUUGGAGGUGGCCGUGCACCUGAUCCUGUACGUGCGCGAGGUCUACCCGGUAGGCAUCUUCCAGAAGCGCAAGAAGUACAACGUACCGGUGCAGAUGUCCUGCCAUCCUGAGCUGAAUCAGUACAUCCAGGACACACUGCACUGCGUCAAGCCACUUCUGGAAAAGAACGAUGUAGAAAAGGUGGUGGUGGUGAUUUUGGAUAAAGAGCAUCGACCAGUGGAGAAGUUCGUCUUUGAGAUCACCCAGCCUCCCUUGCUGUCUAUCAGCUCUGACUCUUUGCUAUCCCACGUGGAACAGCUGCUCCGAGCCUUCAUCCUGAAGAUCAGUGUGUGUGAUGCUGUCCUGGACCACAAUCCCCCAGGCUGCACCUUCACUGUCCUGGUGCAUACAAGAGAAGCUGCCACUCGAAACAUGGAGAAGAUUCAGGUCAUCAAGGACUUCUCGUGGAUCCUGGCAGAUGAGCAGGACGUCCACAUGCAUGACCCCAGGCUGAUACCCGUAAAAACCAUGACGUCAGACAUCUUAAAGAUGCAGCUCUAUGUGGAAGAGCAAGCUCAUAAAAGCAGCUGAGGAGGAGCCUGCACGUGCCAAUGAUGCCACAACUGUCAGACUGGGGACC